Molecule: messenger RNA, 1080 nt
Organism: Procambarus clarkii (red swamp crayfish)
Lineage: Eukaryota; Metazoa; Arthropoda; Malacostraca; Decapoda; Cambaridae
Source: RefSeq, a predicted model, not a curated record
AUGGCUGACAGUAAGCCAUCUGUGACUGACAGAUGGCUGACAGAAACACAAAACCAAAACUUAUCGUCACAAAACAAACAUAAACUUAACAAUAAAAUUAGAAACAACACGAACGAACGGCAGGACGCCACGAACGGACGGCAGGACGCCACGAACGGACGGCAGGACGCCACGAACGGACGGCAGGACGCCACGAACGGACGGCAGGAAGCCACGAAUGGACGGCAGGAAGCCACGAACGGACGGCAGGACGCCACGAACGGACGGCAGGACGCCACGAACGGACGGCAGGACGCCACGAACGGACGGCAGGACGCCACGAACGGACGGCAGGACGCCACGAACGGACGGCAGGACGCCACGAACGAACGGCAGGACGCCACGAACGAACGGCAGGACGCCACGAACGAACGGCAGGGACGCCACGAACGAACGGCAGGACGCCACGAACGGACGGCAGGACGACACGAAACGAACGGCAGGACGCCCACGAACGGACGGCAGGACGCCACGAACGGACGGCAGGACGGCAGGACGCCACGAACGGACGGCAGGACGCCACGAACGGACGGCAGGACGCCACGAACGGACGGCAGGACGCCACGAACGGACGGCAGGACGCCACGAACGGACGGCAGGACGCCACGAACGGACGGCAGGACGCCACGAACGGACGGCAGGACGCCACGAACGGACGGCAGGACGCCACGAACGGACGGCAGGACGCCAACGAACGGACGGCAGGACGCCACGAACGGACGGCAGGGCGCCACGAACGGACGGCAGGGACGCCACGAACGGACGCCAGGACGCCACGAACGGACGGCAGGAAGCCACGAACGGACGGCAGGACGCCACGAACGGACGGCAGGAACGCCACGAACGGACGGCAGGGACGCCACGAACGGACGGCAGGACGCCACGAACGAACGGCAGGACGCCACGAACAGACGGCAGGAAGCCACGAACGGACGGCAGGACGCCACGAACGGACGGCAGGACGCCACGAACGGACGGCAGGACGCCACGAACGGACGGCAGGAAGCCACGAACGGACGGAAUAGAGUUCCGGAAGGAUGA